AUGCCCGCGCGCGCCUCGCAUGCCCGCGCGCGCCUCGCCUCUCCUCUGGUCAGGCCGGCCGCUGCGCCCCCGUGCGCGCCGGCUCCGCGCUUUGCCUCUCCUCCGCUCGAGCCGGCUGCUGCGCCCCCAUGCGCACUGGCUCAGUGCCUCCGCGACUGCCGGGCGCGUCCGGCUUCACCCGCGCGUAAAAAAAAUGCUGCCGGCUGCGCCGUGCGCCCCGGCGCCGGCUGCUGCCCUUUGGCCGUCUACGCCGCCCCGCCUCGUAUGCCACUACUGCUCGCCGUCGUCUUUGCGCGCGCCCGCCCGACCGCCUCUUGCCUGCGCGCCCUGGCCGGCUCGCCGCUCCAGCCGAUCGACCUCCGCGUGCUCUGCCGGCUCCCGCGCUGGCCGCCUUCCGCCUGCGUCGCACCCGGCCGCCUAGAGCCCGGUCGCGCCCGUCCACCACGUGUGCCUGCGCAAGCGCCGACCCGGCGUCUGCUCCGAGCCGCCUCCGCCAACAGGCCUGCGCCGGGAAGGCUCCGCUCGUGCCUCGGCCGUCUCCGCGCCUCCUGCGCCCCCUGCGCCCCCGUCCGCACCCAGGCCGGCUCCGCGCGCGCUGGCUGCCUGCCGGCUCCUGCCACCUCGGCCGGCCCUCCGCCUGCCGGAUCCAGCGCGCCCGGCCGCCUGCCGGCUCCCGCCACUCGGCCGGCCCUCCGCCUGCCCGCUCCAGUGCGCCCGGCCGCCUGCCGGCUCCAGCGCAACCGGCCGCCUGCCGGCCUCACGCGUCCCCGCCGGCUCCCCCACCCGACCGCUGUGGUAGGCUGCCAGUGA
Molecule: messenger RNA, 810 nt
Organism: Aegilops tauschii subsp. strangulata
Lineage: Eukaryota; Viridiplantae; Streptophyta; Magnoliopsida; Poales; Poaceae
Source: RefSeq, a predicted model, not a curated record